Messenger RNA from Cherax quadricarinatus, 2573 nucleotides. Lineage: Eukaryota; Metazoa; Arthropoda; Malacostraca; Decapoda; Parastacidae. The record is from RefSeq and is a predicted model, not a curated record.
AUGGUAAGGAAGAAGGAUGCAAAAGGAAGAAGAAUGGUAUGGAAGAAGGAUUGCAAGGAAGAAAGAUGGGUACGGAAGAAUUAUGGUGUGACGUGUGUUAUUGUUGCAGGUGUGACGUGUGUUAUUGUUGCAGGUAUGAGGUAUGUAGCAGCAGUGUGGUGCGUGGUGGCUGGUGUUGGCCAGGUCACACCAGUGGUGGCUGGUGUUGGCCAGGUCACACCAGUGGUGGCUGGUGUUGGCCAGGUCACACCAGUGGUGACUGGUGUUGGCCAGGUCACACCAGUGGUGGCUGAUGUUGGCCAGGUCACACCAGUGGUGACUGGUGUUGGCCAGGUCAUACCAGUGGUGACUGGUGUUGGCCAUGUCACACCAGUGGUGGCUGGUGUUGGCCAGGUCACACCAGUGGUGGCUGGUGUUGGCCAGGUCACACCAGCGGUGGCUGAUGUUGGUCAGGUCACACCAAUGGUGACUGGUGUUAGCCAGGUCACACCAGUGGUGACUGGUGGUGGCCAGGUCACACCAGUGGUGGCUGGUGGUGGCCAGGUCACACCAGUGGUGGCUGGCGUUGGCCAGGUCACACCAGUGGUGGCUGGUGUUGGCCAGGUCACACCAGUGGUGGCUAAUGUUGGCCAGGUCACACCAAUGGUGACUGGUGUUGGCCAGGUCAUACCAGUGGUGGCUGGUAUUGGCCAGGUCACACCAGUGGUGGCUGGUGUUGGCCAGGUCACACCAGUGGUAACUGGUGUUGGCCAGGUCACACCAGUGGUAGCAGCUUGUCAAGAAUGGCAGCGGGAACAAGAGAUCAACCACACAGAUACUGGAGUGAGGACAGCAGGAGAAUGGCAGCAAUGGCAGUGGGAAGCACAGGAGGCGGCAGCGACGGCAGGACAUAAUGGUACCAUUUUUAAAUUCAGGUUCUCUGCGGCGCCGCAGCUGCGGGUCGCUGCGGAGGAGUGGUUUCCUCACACCAGAGUGCGCUGGGCGGGGGGCGGCGCCCCCGUGGUCAGUGGUCCGUGUAGAAAGUUGUUAGAUCUCCUGGCUAGAUGCCUGAACUUUAAGUACACCUUCGUCAGGGGAGACGGCUACCUCGGAGACGUUCAGAAGGACGGCUCCUGGAGUGGCAUGUUGGGAAUGCUGCGCAGGAACGAGGCGGACAUAGCUCUUGGACCCUUUGGUCUGAGUGUAAGCAGAAGACAAGUGGUGGACUUCACUGUUCCUCUGAGCCAAGAGAUAUACCGGAUAAUGACUGCUCGACCUCACCCUCUACACGACACCUGGGUCAUACUCACACCCUUCACGUGGUCUGUCUGGGUAAGUCUGCUGGCGUCCUUGCUGGGGAUGUGGUUGACCAGUCUGCUGGUGGCCCGCUUCACCCUGGACCCUCAGGGUCCCUGGACCCCUGGGGACCACUUACUGACCGUGUAUGCUGUUCUGGUCUCCCAGGGCCUGACCAGGGAGCCCAGGGAAGCUGCCAUGAGAAUCAUCUGUCUCACCUGGAUGUUCGUCUCUCUCAUCAUUACCUCGUACUUCAAGAGUUCCUUUACGUCGCUACUGACGGUGAAGUAUCUGAAGACGCUAGAUUCUUUGAAGGACCUCCUGGCUGACCAGUCUUUAGCUCUGGUGCUGGAGGGAAACACCACCUUCGUCUCCGUCGUUCAGAAUUCCAGCAACAGCGAGUUCCAGCAACUGGCGGAGGCGCUGAAGGUUCGCGGCAAGUUCCUCAACCCUACGCAGCUUGAGGUCUAUGUAGAGCAACACCUGGCAAGCCAGAAGCACCAGGCGGCCCUCCUUCAGGAGAAUAUUAUCAUGAAAUUAAUGGAUAAAGACUACGCCCACACAGGUACACGCCCACAGGGGUACACGCCCACAGGAGUACACGCCCAUACAGGUACACGCUCACACAGGUACACGCCCACACAGGUGCACGCCCACACAGGAUACUGCAACUUCUAUAUGUCCGCGGAUUCACUCUACUCUAUGUAUGUCUCUAUGGCAGUACCUGAGGGCAGUCCCUUACUGCAGUACCUUAAUGCUAGGAUACUGUUGCUGCUGGAGCAUGGCAUCUAUAAACAAUGGGUGCAUGAGGAGCUGUAUGGGGCGUCUUUCUGUCAAUGUCAUGACCACCAUAGCGUCCACGACAUGGCACCAUAUUCCCCAUACAACAUGAUGGACCUUAAGAUAGCAUUCGCUGUGCUUGGUGCUGGAUGCUGCGUAGCUGCUCUGAUCCUCUUCUGGGACAUCGCCUACGCUAGGUUCUAUGGGAAAGGAUCCAACUCCACGUGUACAUAACUUAGCGAUGCUUCAGAUCUGUGGUCGCGGCUCCAAUCCUCUUCUCUGGAACGUCGUCAGGCUCUGUAGGAAGGGAUCCAAUACCAAAUGAUGCUUAGGUUCUGUGGAAGCUACUUCGAUCGUAUUCUGGGACGUCACCAGACUGUGAAAAGGGAUCCAUUACCACGUGUACAUAAAUAAGCGGUCGUCAGGACUCUCUAGGAAAGAAUCCAACUCCACGUAUAAAUAAGCGAUACUUCGAUAUAGGGUAGCAAGUCCUACUUCCCUCAUGUAUAGAUGACAUG